GGAUAUUAAGGUCCUUUUACCUAUUAAAUAAAAUAUUUUGGUUAUUUUUUUCCUUGUGAUCUAUUUUUGUGAUCAAAACUUAAAAAUAUUAUAUUUAGGAGAAUUGCCCUUUAAUCAUUUAUCAAUUCAGCGAACUAGCUAGUUUGACCGUAUUGCAAGCUACUUUGGCAGAAAAUUCAUAUUCGUAGACUUCAUCCAUUGACUGACUUGAUCCCCAGAUUCGCACUAUAAAUUAGUUGCACAAUGGUACGUUUCAAAGUAUUAACAUAAAAAUCAUAUGUAAACGUUUAUUUCGUGAAAAUGUCUCAAUCAAGGAUAUUAUCCUCAUCACCAAGUUACCAACGUUGCUGAUUCUUCUCAGCCUUCUAAUGGCUUUCUUUUUCGACACCACGUCACGUGUAUGUAACACCCUCUAAUCAUCUCAUAUGACCAUAUUGAUUAUGUUAUAUAAUAUUACAUUAUUUUUCUGUUAUUACUAAUGAUAUAGCUGCGCAAAUCGGAGUAUGCUACAUGACUAUCAUCUCUGUGCGGCCUCCGUGACUCGGUGACGGAUGUAUAUGGGCCCUUACUAGGCCUUAAAUGGGCCUAACAAUAAGGGCUCGACAGCUAUUUUUGUGACUCAGUGACAGUGUAUAUGUGCCUUUGAUGGGAGGAGAGAGUAGAAUUCAAAAGGAUCAAAUCAUCCCGCCAUUGACAGAAACUCAGAGGAACCUUAGCUCGGAAGCGAAUCUAGAAGAUGACGGAGUUUCCUUCUACGACGGAGAUAACGGUUGCGUCUUCUCUCCUCCUCCUUUCCUAUGGGCCGGUGUUCAUCUCACCUACAAGGUUGGGAUCCGUGGAGAAAUCGAGCUAUGUGAGCAAGUGGCGUGAGGAAGGAAGCUCGAAUCUGAGCUUGAUUUUGAAAUCUACAGGAUCGGGAUCGUUCGGCUCGGCUCUAUCAAGCGAUGGUAACGAUCGCGGAUUCGAAAUUAAGUAUGCUGGAGAUCGAUUCAGUCUCAUGAAUCUCAAGAUAGCAAGAAAACGCCGUUCUCAGGUCACUUGGGGAUCUUUCAACUUUGUGAACUCUGUGUGUGAUCUCUCCACAUGCUCCGUUGAUUCGAAAGAAGAGUCGUCAUGCUUGUCGACUGGUUCGAGUGAGGUUACCACCACUGCAAGCAGAAGCAAACUCAGAAACCAGAAAAGUCACGAGAGGGUAAGAGUGGAAGUGAAGAAGAAAGAAAGUAGCAGGUCGAGUUCUAUACGCCGUAGAGCAAAAGAUAUCUUGGAGUUUCUUUCCUCAGCCUCUGCUUCUGAGGUUCAAAUCCGUCAGAUUCUCGGCAACACACCAGAUACAAGCAAAGCUCUCAGAAUGUUGUUGAAGAUGGAGGAAGUAAAGAGGUUUGGCACCGGAGGAAGACUUGAUCCCUAUAUUUACAAGGUGUGAAACUCUAACUUCCAUAUUCUUCAUAAUAACAUAAAUUGUUUGGAUUGAGUACCCUGCAAGUAGAUUGAAACUUGAAAGCUACACACACAUAUGGAAUAUGCCUUACAAUGAUCAUAGACUCCUUUGCUUAUUUUUUUGUAGAUUGCAUGAAAAACUAAGACGUUGCUGGAAGCAGGUAUGAUCAUGCAUGCAAUCUAUAUAUGGCCCAGAACGCUAGAAUUUAUAAAUGGGCUCUGCUAUACUACAUACCCGGAAGUAACUAAAAAGUAGAGCCAAGGUUAGUUAUUUGACUAAUCUUAUAAACCAUAUCUAACUUUCUCUGGUGACAAAUCUAAUAAAAGUGUUUUUGGCAAGAAGUUUUUGAAAUUUCAUUAAUGGCAAAUCAUCAAUUAAAUUGGCAAGUUAGUAUAAAUCAUAAGUAUCAAUUUGAUCUGUUUACUUAAAGUAGACAAAGGAGGAAGGGUAAGUUUCCUUUCCAAGUAAUUCAAAUGUCAUAUUUUAGAUAUACGUAAACUAAAUAAAAUUUAAAAAGUUUUUUUUAACUAACUGUCAUAUACAAACCAAUUAACAUGCGUCAAAUAUCAAAUUCAGUUAACACUAGUAUAAUUUGCUGUAACAGUUUGUAUAAUUUCAUAGUGGAGUGUGUCUUACUUAUGUUAAUUACUUUUUGAAAAUAUUACUAACAAAAACUCAUACGCUAUGAAUUUAAAGUCCAAAAAGUCUUUAAAGCAAGUCCAAAAUAGUCGGAUGAUACUAAACGCUUAAUUUUCAAGCGACUUUUGCGGUAUUGCCGCAGUCAAAAAUACGCGGCGACUGUUUGGUAAAGGGACGACCCAAUGUACGCGGAUUCAUUAAUUUCCUAUUAAUUAUUAGAAACAUAGAAAGAAAAACGUUAAGAAACGUAAACCGGUUCCUUAAAAACAAAAAACGCUAAAUUUACAUCUCAGAAUAAGAUUUUCAGUUUCCUAUAAUCUAGACCCUAUAGUUUCAUAAAUAGAUAUACAGUCCCAAAGGUCUUCAACAUUUCAAUUUUUUUUGUCAACGAAUAAAUUUCAAUUUAUUACUCUGAUUCUGAUAUACUAUUUAUCUGGUAUUUAAUAAUUUAUCAUGAGUAGUAAACAAACAACGAAUAUUAAUAACUUAUGGUAAGUAAGAUUAUAAUAAAUAGACAUGAGGGGCACAUUUAAAAUAUAAUAAAACGUAGGGACAAGGGAAAAAUACAGGAAAUAACUAUGAAACCCUCGAGAAAAGACUUGGUCCGCUUUUCCAGCAUCCUAUAAAUUUGACUCGACUUGGACAAAAACUCUCCAUCUCUCUCUAUAUCUCUCCCUCUCUCUCUCUCUUCAAGAGAAAGAGAACAAAAAAAUAAAAAGAUCUUCAAAGAAUGGGAAAGUACGGGGAGAUGUUGGAUCUAGGCGUGAGAAUAGUGGCGAGGUUUCAUUCUCACUGUCCUCAGACGGCGCGUCUCUAUUACCAUCCUCCUUCCGACGGCCACCACCAUCGCGGCGUCACUGAUUUAAUCGGAGGUGGGGUAACGGGUGUGUCGGGUCAAGAUUCGAAGGGGUUGGUAGGUGGGUUAGGAGCUGGAACUGUUGCUGGUUGUGGUGUCAAGUCUUCUCAAGUGUAUGAAGACGCCAGAGAUCUCUUGUUAUUCUCUGUUGUUUGAUUGAUUUGUCAACAAAAAAAUUCAUAUUCUUUUGGUUACUGAUUGAGAAAACUGUUCUUGUGAGGUUCUGUGAUACAAUUAAACAAUCUUUGGAUUCCAAAACUAUUGGAUGUUGAUGAUAAUUUGAUUAAUAUUUUUUGUUGGCUCUA
Messenger RNA from Brassica napus (rape), 3238 nucleotides. RefSeq lists its product as uncharacterized. The record is from RefSeq and is a predicted model, not a curated record. The transcript is spliced from 4 exons. Bases 737 to 1423 code for a protein of 228 amino acids. Lineage: Eukaryota; Viridiplantae; Streptophyta; Magnoliopsida; Brassicales; Brassicaceae.